UUUACCUACGAGAAACAGCCCUUCAUGCCGCAAUCGCUCGAGGAAAUGUUGACGUGAUUAAAACCCUGUUGAGCGAAAACCACAGUGCUAUCAAUUGUCCAAAUUCUGCGAGAAGACUCCCCUUGCACGAGGCCGUUUACGCAAAUAAUUAUAACAUUUUAGAAACACUGUUGAAGUUUGGAGUGGAUCCCAAUGUUCAAUGUGAUGAGAGAAUGUUAUCAUCGAGUACUGGUUCCCUCACAGUGGGCAUGAUGCUUCCAACUCCUUGUCCGUGUGGAUUUGCUUCUUUGCACAUCGCUGCUAAGCAUGGCUAUCAUAGUGUUGCCGAGAUGCUCAUCAAAUACAAAGCAGAUCCUGAUGCGUUUGACUGUAAUGGCUCCACGCCACUUCACAUCGCCUCCUGCCACAAUAAGCCAUCCCUUAUAACACUUCUGGUCAACAGCGGAGUAGAUAUCGAUGCAAGAAGCCUAAAUGGAUCGACACCCCUUCACAGCGCCGCGUCGUGUUUUUCAAAGGACAUUUUCGGGCAUCUGUUUGACCUGGGAUGUGAUUACCGAGCAACUGAUGACGAGGGAAUGACGGCAUUACACUAUGUGGUAAAAGAUAUAGCACACGUAGGUUUUGAGUAUUUUGCAGACUUGUACGUGACCAUUCCUAGGGGUUGGAUUGAGAAACAUUCUGGAGCCUCUGAGACGAUCAUAAGCGAAUUGGAUACUCAAUAUCCUUGGUUAAAUACCUUCAUCAAGCUUGUUGAACUGGUUAGCAGGAAAGAAAAAGCUUAUAAAAUUACUGCUUUAGCCAUGUACGACCAUAGAAAUCGAACCGUCUUCCAUAUAUUAGAAGAGAAAACCAAUGCUUUCAUCUAUCUAACAGGAAGCAAUCGCCUGAGCGAAAGUUUCCUUGUGCUCUCCUUAACUCCUUUAAUUCCUUCCUUCGACAUCGUAAUUUCUGAAAGGGUGAAGAACCGUGUUGUUGCUUUAAAUAAGCCAUACGAACAAGCUUUGGUUGCAACGUCUUUAAAGAAGGUCAUAUCGCGAGCGUAUACAUCAACAUUUACAAAGUUUAACUGCUCAGAUCUGCUUGAUUAUGUGAGACGUCAUUACGUUUAUGCCGCCAACACAUUAUUGCAAGCAGGUGUGGGCGUUAAUUGUCGAGGUGCCUCGGGGUUAACUCCUCUGCUCGUUUAUUUGCGUAUCGGUGGCCGUCAUAUGUCCAAAGUUCUUGUAAAACAUAACGUAAAAGUGGACAUUGAGUGUGGAGAUACCUUCGUGGACUCAGUCUUUCACCUAGCAUCGUAUCACAAACUGCAUUAUCUUCAUUACCUGUACGAAUAUUUAAUGGGAAAUGAUAAUUGGCAAAAAUAUUUGCAAACAGAAAAUGCAUUGUUCGACUACUUUCUGGAUAAAUACGACGAGCACGUUGACAAGCGGUAUCUGAAAACAAUUAGGACCGGCGACGGACCACUGACCUUGGCGAUUCUGUCUCAUCCGGACGGCAGUAACGUUAUAGACGAAUGUUUUGAUGCAGAGGGUUAUAACGCUCUACAUAGAGCAGCUCAGGGUGCAAACUUGGUAGCAAUUGAAAAAUUCCUUUCUUUAGGUGCUAACAUUAGUGUAAAAACUCAUGAUGGCUUCUCCCCUUUAUGGCUUUCAGUAUUAUAUGCUGUAAAAUACAGGCCUUUUUUAAACCUCGAAGUACCCAGUGCUCUUACAGCUUUAGAGGUUGAAUUUGCUUCACUUUCGGCCUUAACUAUUUUGAAUCAUCUCCAAAAAAAUGGGACAUUAGAUAUUGGCUGUAGUGAAAAACGUUCUGAUCUGACCCUUUACCACGUUGCAGCCACUCGAGGCAUGUGGCAAUUUAUUACACAUUUGCUCUCUAGCAGUAAAGUUAUCGGCGUUGAUGUGAACUGUCCCAAUAAAGAUGGUAUUACUCCAAUGUACUUGGCGAUGUUUAUUGGCGGAGACUCGUGCGAAUGGCACAGUCCAUGGUGCAUAGUUGUCGAUGUGAUAAAGAGCUACGGUGGUACUCUUCGAUAUCCCUCGCUAGAAGCAGAGUACUUCCUCAUCUACAAUAUAUUCUUUGGAAUGAAUCCUAGCAAGCUGUUUCUUGAACUUACGGAAGAUGAGAUACUAACUCUUCAGGAAGGCUGUGGGCGUGAUGAAUGCCGAAAAUACAAGGCUGCAAACGUCAACCUUUUCAGAACAUCUAACGAAAUAGAUAGAAUUCACGUCGAUUACCAGAAGAAGGUGGACAAAUGUUCUUCAUUCAUAGCAGAAUGUCCAGCUGACAUAAAAAGGGGUUUACCUCAUUUUACAAUUGUGGUGUAUUUCCUUGACCGCCAGCAGGCCCUAAAAUUUAGAUUUUUAGACACUCGAAAUUCACUUGUUACUUUCCUCGACGCUGAAAUCGAGCGACUGAAGAAGCUUUUGUUUUCGGCUUCGAGACCUCACGCAGAAAUGCCUUGUAGAAAAGCUCCGAAAGAUAACAAACCAAAGGAAGACACCAUUGAUAUGUGUUACCAGUUUCGUGGUAAACAGGAUCUCGAAACUUUACUUCACAAGUACUAUCGCAUUUACAAAGGGAACCUCGAUUUAAUCCUGGAAAAGUCAGAUGAAGUAAAAUCGCACAUGCCUGUAAAUGGUAGACUUCCACGUUUUUUAACAAAGAUGAAUUUUGCAUUAGCAGAUUACGAUACCUCUUUAAAUUGUGACUGGCAAGCAAUUGCAAUCAAGUAUGUGCAGCUUAGUUUCCAGGUACGCAAUUUGAACUAUUGGAUUCAGGUUUCCCACGAAACGUCCACAGUACCAAGCGUAUCGGGUUUUCUUUCAAAAAGAAUGGAAGGUGCUAUCCUGCAGCACUCAGAAGAGUCUCUUAAGCUUAUUUUCAAGCUUGCAUCCGGACACCCGACUGAAGCUUUUAACUAUCUAAGAAUUCUAAGAUUUACACGGCCACCUAUGUGGUAUGAAACAUUUUCUGAUGUAGGAAACUUUGGGCAGGGCAUGGGUCCAUAGGAGAGUAAUCAUUUAUAUCCAAUGACACCUAAUUUAAAGACUUUCAAAGUAUUCAAUUCGGCUAAAUUUUAAUGUACUGAUUGAUUCAUACAAAAUUACUGAGAGACAUGAUUGGAUGGACACAGCAACAGCAAGUACGCCCGAGUUUUCGGUCUAAAAGGCUCGUAGAAAAAGAUGAAUAUUUUGUCUUAGUUAAGGAAUGCAGACCGUGGAUUAAACAGGUUUAACGGGCCCUCAAUCAUUAACCGUCUGUCCGCAGUACUCGUUCACAUGUCGUAUCUGACGAUUGUUUUGGGUGAUCCUACUUUUCCUAAUUUUUUUUUACCUAUAUAAAUGAAACCUUUUUGUGAAAAUCGUUUUUACUUCGAUGUCUAAACUUGAAUUGUGGGCAAGGAGGGAUGUUGCUUUCUUGUUGAAAAUUCAACUACAAAUUUUUAUAAAUUUUUAUCAAUGACAGAUCGAGCUGCUAAAAAUAUCUUUUCAUAAUGCCUGAUCGAGCUGCUUAAAUAUCUUUUCAUAAUGCCUGAAUAACAAUAACAUCACAGCUGAAAUCAUUUUCAAAAAGUAGUAGUCCUCAAUCUUCGAAAAAUGCAACAUUUCUCUCCACAAAAUCUUCAGAUUAGGUGCGAUUACUUAAUUGACUAAUUCUUUGUAAUCCGUUUUAAGUAUUUCAGUUAAUAAUUAGAACACAGCAGUAAAAUUUGAUCAUGUAGUCCGAUCGUUCUGCUCAGAGUAUUCCGGCUGAGAAGGACUAUUGUCGGUAGUGGUGACUAAAGUUUGGACAACCAUAGCGAAAGUCAUCAUUAAAGUCCAGUGCGAGUCUUCUGAGUAUAGCUUCAGUUCAGGUUGUCCAAACUUUAGUCACUUCUACCCACCAAAGUCCUUCUCAGGUCGACUCUCACACGAACGAUGAGCCCAACACAAUCAAGGUGUGAAGCAUUUGCAAAAUCCCUAAAUGUCACUUAAAGAAAUUCAACGUAAAUUUCCGAACUAAACUCGGCAAACAACAACAAACAUAUGAAACAUAUGUAUGAACUGCGGUUAUGAAACGUAUAUGUGCACGAUCCUU
Stylophora pistillata is the source of this 4080-nucleotide messenger RNA. Its product is annotated as ankyrin-1-like. NCBI's taxonomy places the organism in Eukaryota, Metazoa, Cnidaria, Anthozoa, Scleractinia, Pocilloporidae. The record is from RefSeq and is a predicted model, not a curated record.